CGUAGUGAGGUUGCUUGUGCGGGGGCGCGCGGCCCGGAGCCCCCCUCCCUCCAGGGGACCAUGCCCUUGGGCGCACCAUGGCGUCGGCCAGCGACGACCCGAUCGCGUUCUGGCUGAAGCUGGGCGCGCUCGACAAGCUGGAGCAGGCGCUGCUCGACGGCUACGGGGACCAGCUUCGAGGGCGCUCCUCGCGCAUCCCGCAGGUGGCCCGCUUCCUUAAGCAGGUGCCCGCCGUGCAGGCGCAGAUGGAGGAGAUGCACGAGGGCGCCAUGCAGGGUCGCCUGGAGGAGGUGCGCAGCUUAGCCGAGGAGCGUCGCCAGUUGGCCUACUGCCGCGACCAGCAGGGCGCCAGUCCGCUGCACAAGGCCGUGCUCUUCCAUCAGCGCCCCUUGGUCGCCUACUUCGUGCAGCAUUUCCCCGCAGUCAUGCACGCCAGGGACCACCAAGGCAGGACGCCGCUGCACUACGCUGCGGUUCUGCAGGACAAAGGAGAGAUCUACCGGAUGCUCAAGACGGCGGGAUCCGACGAGAAUGCCACCGACGUUUACGGCCAUACUCCGGACUUCUAUCUCGACGCGCCCGGCGAGCUGACGCUGGAGCAGCUCAAGGAAGGCAACUCGUCUAGCCGCUCCAAGAAGGCCAAGCAUCGAAGAAGGAAAUCGGGAGACAACAGCACUGCCAGCGUUCGGGGCUACUCCGCCAAGCCGGCGGGCCUGAAAGUACAGAUCCGCGAAAUCAUCGGCCAAGGAAACCUAGAGGCCCUGGAAGAACUCGUCCUACACGGACACGGCGACCGGCUGCUGGGCGAGACAAGCCCCAACCCGGUCGUACAGGAGUUUCUGGACAUCGUGCCUGGAUACAUAGAGCAGAUCAGCGACGUGCACCGCGCCGUGGUUCGAGGCCGGCUGCGCGAGGUGCAGACGCUGAUGAGCCACCGUUCUCUGUCGCUGGCGCGAGACUCGAUGGGCGCCACGCCCAUCCACAAGGCCGUCAUGCACGGACACAUGGACGUCGCCCAGCAUCUGGCUGAGAACUUCCGCGACUCGCUCAGUGCCAAGGACAUCGAGGGACGAACACCUCUUCAUUACGCGGCCGCCCUCAGAGACGGUCGGAAGAUGUACAACAUGCUCAUUGCAGCCGGCUCCCCGACGACAAUCGUAGAUAGCAAAGGCAAGACAGCCGACUACUACCUGCAGUAUCCCGAGAAGCUGGGGCUCGAACAAAUCAUCAAACGGAAUCAGCUGGCCAACGCGACCCACCUCGGCAAUACCGUCAGCAGGCUCAAAGCGCUCGCGCCCCCCUCUAUCCAGAAGACCAUUGUAAACAUGCACGAGAGGUACCAUCAUUCCAACGGCGCUUUGAACGGCAGCCACGAAAGCUCACGUGAACGGCGAAACCAGUCGGAAAGCUCCCAAGACAUGGCCGAGGACAAAGCUGCCCAUCUAGCCAGUCAACCAGAAUCGCUAAAGAAAGUCAUGAUGCGGACGAAACCCAUUUUACCUCCGGUCAUAUUGCCACGCCUGGAAGUGAACUCCGCCAACAUCCGCAAGUGGAUCGACGAGCAGGAUAUUCAGAAGCUCGAGGGUGCCGUCUUCGAAGGCUACGGCGAGAGGCUCGCCCAAGAACCCUCUGUCCGGCACGAGCAGGUGGAGCAAUACCUGAGGAAGGACGUUCCUCGGCUGCUGGAGCGUAUCCAGGCCAUCCACCGCGCGGUGUCUGAGGACGACGUCCGUGCCCUGGAGACGCAACUGCAGAGCCCGGACUACGCGUUGGCCAGGGACCACCUGGGCAUGACGCCGCUGCACCGCGCCGUCGUGCUUGGAAGGCACGAUGUGGUGCGGCUACUCGUCGACCGCUUCCCCGAGACCAUCAACGCGAGGGACAGGGAAGGACGCACGGCUUUGCAUUACGCGGCGGCCGCUUCCCGGAGAAGUGGUCGGGCGGACAUGUACCGACUGCUGCUGCAGAAUGGCUCAGAUCCAAGAAUCAGGGACAACAGGGGCAAGUCAUCGGAAUACUACAAGACGCACCACCUUCAGCUCGCUCCUGAGGUGGCCCAGAUGAGCACCAGUGCCAGAGCAAAAGCCAGGAGUCGCUCGGAGCCUCCGGGAUCGAGACCACGGAGAAACUCCCAUGCGUCCACGGCGCUGAACGAGAAGCUGACAGCGGCGCUGCAGAAAGGUGAUCCUGCCGAGAUCCGCGAGCUCAUACUCGAAGGCCACGGAAGGCACCUGCUGGGCCGCACCAGCUGGAAUGAAGAGGUGCGCCACCUGCUCAAGGGCCUGCCCCACUUCCUGCACCAAGUGAGCGCCACUCACGAGGCCAUCAGCAGCGGUGACCAGGCGAAACUCGAGGAGCUGGCCGCCUCGGAUGCUCAGCUGCUGCGGGCGCGCAGCGACAUGGGUUGCCACCCGAUACACGCGGCCAUCGAGGCCCGAAACCUGGAGGCCGCGAAGCUCAUACUGGAUGCCUUCCCGGCCGCCAUAAACCUCAAAGCACCGCACGGCCGGAACCCAUUGCAUUUAGCGGCACUUCGACGGGAUCACGACAUGUACAAGUUCCUCGUGGAUAGUGGAGCAGACCCGAAGGCACUGGAUCAGAAAGGGAAGACUGCGGAGUACUACCUAAAGAACAGCAGAAAACGGCGAUCAAGGUCGACGGCGUCGACGCACGACACGUCGCUAGAACGCUCCUCCUCAGUGCGGGACACGAAGCCGGCCAUUGCCGAUACGGCCGCGCGCAGCACCGAGCUCGAAACCAUAACGGUGCCCGCCGACAAAGGCGCGCUCGGGGCUGCCGGAGAUGGUGUCGUAAGCCACGGCGACAAAAGCGCCGAAGGGACCGCCGGCGUCGCGAGCGCAGCGGCAGAACGCCCCGGCGGCGAAGAGGCGGCUGAGGCGACCGGCGGUAACGAAUCUGGCCAGAGUGGCUCGAGCGACGGUGGAGGUAAGGACCCCGAUAGCCCAGCGCCGGCUUCCGCAGGGAGCGAUGCCGCCGCGGGCAAAGACGUGUCUGGUGCGACGCUCGAAGCCGUUAACGAUGGCCGAGCGCCGAUCUCAGAGGCCGCCGGCGCCCUCUCGAAGGACGGUCGUAGCGACCAGGAAGACACGCAGGGAGCAUGCGCUGUUGAUGCCUCCUCCACCUCCUACUCCUCUUCCUCUGAUUCCCCGCCCACUGUCGCCUCUGUCUCCCCUAACGACGGUGGUGGUCUCCGAGUGAACGAUUCUGGUCUAAUCAAAGGAGGCCAACGUUCCUCUGAGGACGCUGGAACAGAAGUAACCGGGAUGGUUUGUGCGGAUGUUGAAGGUGGGGACGUGGAUGACGGGGAUGCAAAGAACGCAGAGUCGAGCGAACAGCGUAACACUGGCGCGACGGAACAAGGUACGGCGCCUUCCUCGGAAAAAACGGUAGACAGAACAAUGUCUAAUGACGUAAGCCACGUCGGUGGAGGGGCGAGUUAUGACGCCACACAUCAAGUACAGAGUGGCGAUGAAGACUUGCCUCGAGAAGGACACUAUGAGAAAAUGAGUAAGAGCGAGGUUGAUCAGGUAGCGCGCAACGAAGGCAGCACAGUAAAUGGUAACGGAAGCAUGGAAGGUGGCCAGACAAGCAACAAUCUCCCGAAGAGAACUGAGGAAGAACCAAUUAAAGAGCGUGAGAGACUGGACAAACUUCAAAAAUCCGUAGAAAACGAGGCGCCGUUCAGCACAAUUAACCACGUAGAACCCACUCAAGAUUCACGAACUGGAAGUGUCAAGCUUGAGCUCGAGAGCGUUGAAGGGGUCAUACCAGAAAAGAACAACGGCGCUCAGACAGCUGCCAAUAAGGCUGAUAUUUCGCAGGAGUCUACAGACGACGCGAAUCGUAUUGACGAUCCUAAUGCGGAAAACAUAAUAAAGAAAUCGCCAACGAGGAAGAGUAGUUCUGCAAGCAGGCGUGAGGAUUCUGCGGGAGGCGAGAAAUCGAAAGCUGACCUUGAAGAUAAGAAAAAUUACACUCGCACGCAAUCCGAAAGCGAGAAGAACCAAGCAAGGGAGAUCACACGCGAUCAGCGUGCCAGCAAUUCGAAUGACAAGGAAAACGAUCCUGUGUCCGAAGAGUUGAUACCCGACGCCGCUUUGAGUCCUGCUGACCCGGGUCUGUUACAAAAUGUGCCGAAAUAUAAUCACGAAACGAAUAUUGCAAAUAACGCUGGCGUUACUCAAGAUUUGAAAACACAAACGGAAACAGGAAAGAGUCAACGCAGUGACCAAGUAACUGACGCUGAAGUUACAGCCAGGUCAAAGGAUACAACGCUUGGUCAUGACCAAAGCGGUGACCGCGGCAUCGUUCAUGGCAAAACUGCGAAAGAUAAGCCCAAAGCACUCGUUUCUAGCGAAGCAAUGACAGGAAAUGUAGAGAAUAUAGCAGUGGAAGUCGAUGGUGCUGACCUGAAGGAUCACGAAGAUGGUAAUGAGGGUCAAGAGAGAAGACCUCUAGAAGUUAUGAAGCCAAGUGGGAAACCAGCCAAUGAAUCUACCAACAAGCCGCAAUCCAGUAAGGCCGAUAAGAAACUUGUACCUGAACAAAAACCAGUUGCUAAGCCAGGAGGUGUAAAAGAAGCGAAGAACAGCAAGCCGAACCCUCGAAGAAGCAGCAGCAUGGCGUCAAUGAGAGCGAACUUGACUAAAAGCAUCUCUCGACAUUCUUUGAACACCGAGGAAAAGGACGCGUUAAAAAGCAACCAACAAGGUUCGUUGGAGUCGAGCAAAACGGGCAGUAGUAAGAGCAAAGCUUCAAGAACAAACUCGGUAGCCACACUUGUUAGGGGCACGUCGUCCACGGGAGAACCGAGAAAAGGAGAGCAAGACGUCAUAAAAGCUCCGGCAGAGGACUCCAGUGUUAUUACUGCCAACCUGAGAAGUAGUAACGAGGACCGUCAAGACAAUGCAGAUGUUCCUAACAAGGCUACUGAUAAAGAACCUGACCGAGAAGAUGGACACGAAGCGAAGAAAGAAAAAGAACCUGCGACAACUCAAACAGAGCGCAAAAUUAGAGAUAGCAGUGCUUCGCAGUCGCAGAAAAGUCUGGGUGUGGCUGCUUUCGAUGCGACCAAGGAAGAAAUGUUGCAAGCUCAGGGCUCAGGAGAUGCGCAAUCCGCCAGCGGAGGCACGACAACUACCCACGUUUCUGAAGGAACGGAAGAAACUGUCUCGAGCGCCGCGCGAAAUGAAGCAAGCAAACAGCGCGCACCUGACAUUCAAAGGCCGGACGAGACACCAGGUGCAUCUAAACAGCACAAUGACACCAUCAGCCAAGAAGGAACAAGUUCUGGUGCAACAGAGGACCAUCUAGGUGCGAGAGAACGAAUGAAAGAACCAGACGUAGUGCCGGAGAGUUCUGCAGCAUCUGUCGCAGCUGAGCCUUCAAAAGCAGUGGCUCCAAAAGAGCAGGUUGGUGUCGACACUGACAAAGCGCACGAGAAAGCGGGCAAGUCAAAAUCACAAACGUCGACCAACUCGCUGGAGACGUCUGAACCUAAAGAACCACGCCGGAGAAGCGCUGAAAAACGGCCGAACAAUAAGGGGAGUAAAGUGUCAAGUAACACGUCGGCGCAACUGGAUCGACUGAAUGAGCUCAUCGACGUUUGGAUAAAGGAAGGCGAUUUGCUGCGUCUCGAACACGUGGUCAUCGCUGGCCAAGGAGAGCGGCUACUCAACAAGACUUCCGAGGAUAAGCAAGUCCAGGAGUUUCUGGGACUCGUUCCCGCCUACAUGGAUCGCAUCCGGACGGUGCACGAGGCGGUGGUGAGCGGCAACAUCGCUCAAGUUCGCCAGGUGCUGACUCGCAAACGUUUUGCGCUCAGCCGCGACCACCUGGGUGCCAGUCCACUACACCUGGCCGUUCUGCACGGACACACGGAUGUACUCAACUACAUCGUCGAGCGCUUUCCCGAGACGCUAGAUGGGCCUGACAACGAAGGGCGAACACCGCUGCAUUACGCGGCCGUCGUGCUCGAGGCCCAAAACUACUUCGACAUUCUGAAAAAGGCUGGCGCCGACGAGGCCAUCAAGGACAAGAUGGGGCACACGCCGGAGUACUACCUCAAGAAUCCAAAAGAACUGAGCAUCAGGGACCUGCUGGCUAACUACCAUACCCCAAGUGAUGAUGACAAAUCGGCCAAGGCGGACGUGUGGCAGAGGCCGUCCACGCCUGCUGGUGAAGCGGAAGAACCCGAAGUGACGACUACCGUUCCCGAAGAACCUACGGCGCCCGUAGCUCCCGCGGUUAACGGAGGAUCCGCACAGCCGACGGCUGCGCCCAACGGAAAACCGCAACAGCAAGAAGCCGCACCUGUGGUGGCAACAACGUCCGAGGCGUCUAAAACAACGAACUCAGUACCGCCGGUGGAAGAUGCACCGAUUGCGGCGCCGGCGCCUUCCCCGGCACCGCAUCAAGUGGCUGCCCCGCCGGUGCCGUCCGACAAAGGAGUGCGACAGCCUGUCGAAGAACCUUUACAAACGGCAGUCCGACUGCCACUCGGAGAACAGGCUGCGAGUCGCGCGGCGGCGGCAACAGGCCAGCCCGUGUCAACGCUGCCAGCUGGCAAGAAUGGGCAGAAUGGCGGCACCGACAUGGUUCAGUUGGCACAGUCGUUGCUGUUGACGGGAAGAACGCCCGAAGAGGCCCAGUACCUGAGUUCCAGCGUCGGCGACGCGCUCGUUGGGGCGCUGGCAGCCGUCGCCAAGCAGAGGCCUCCGGACCCCGUGGCCUUCGUCGCCUCCUGGCUCAAGCAGAGCCAAACGGUCCAAGAACAGUCGAGUUCCAGAGCCCCGAACACCACUAUGCCAGCGGUGAACUCGAAAAGCCGAGACAACGACGUAGCGUCCAGAGCGAACACAGUUUCGUCCUCAGCGACAAGUUUUGAUGGGCCGGCCCCAGAGCAAACCUUUCUGGUUUCUAGCGACGACAGUCUGAAGAGGGCAGGCUUCACAAACCCGUUCUCCGAGGAAGCUGCCAUCGAGGAGACGGAGCACUACAUGGACGACUACACAAGGCUCAAGGAUGAAGAGGGUCAGACGGUGCUGCAUUUUGCCGCCUCGCACGCUCACAGCGAGGGUUGCUUCUACGCGCUGGUGCGCCAGGGACAGGCGCUACUGGCCGAAAGAGACUCCCGCUACCGGACGGCGAGGGAUGUGGCGCGCGAGGCGCAGCAGAGCGACAACGUGCUCGCGCUCGACGCUUUCGUUCUCGACGCCUUCCUGGAGCGCCGAGCGGGGCUCCUGCGCGCUCUGGCACACCGGGGGUACGAGCCGCUGCUGCACGCCACCGACCGUCACGGGCGACACCUGACGGCCCUGCUGGCUCAGUUCCAGAUGACCGAUAUGCAGGCGCUCGUGCACGACAUGGACGCGUUCUUCAAAACUCGCGAGGAGCUCCACGCGUUUGUACGCAACGGAUAUCUGGAGGGCGUGCAACAACUGGUGAAGCGUGACGUCAGCCUCGUGACUGCCAAGGGCACCAAAGGACGCUGCGCACUGCAUGUUGCCGUGCUCGCCGAGAACCCGGACGUGGUGCGACACCUGGUCAAAGCCUGCCCAGAUGCGCUUCACGUCGCCGACAACAUGGGGAGGACGCCGCUGCACUACGCCAUGGCCAUGCCCCACGUGACCACCCUCGGCCAGAUCCUGGUGCAGGGAGGGGCCUCGCGCACUGCCAGGGAUGUCAAAAUGAGGACGCCCAGCUACUUCUUCAUAUACAAGCAAGAAAUACUGAAGCUCAAAGAAGAGGAAACUCCCGACUAGGCACUUCAUUUCUAAAUAAAUACAAAUUUUCUACAUU
Rhipicephalus sanguineus (brown dog tick) is the source of this 7821-nucleotide messenger RNA. RefSeq lists its product as uncharacterized. Lineage: Eukaryota; Metazoa; Arthropoda; Arachnida; Ixodida; Ixodidae. The record is from RefSeq and is a predicted model, not a curated record. The transcript has 30 exons. The coding region runs from base 78 to 7784 and encodes 2568 amino acids. Gene Ontology annotation, molecular function: protein binding.